AUGUCUGUCCCUGUCAAGAUAGCCGUCCUUGACGACUACCAGGGGAUCUCGGAGCCCAAGUUCAAGGCCCUGGACCCCGCCAAGUACGACAUCUCCUUCUUCAAGGACACGCUCCUCCCGUACAACCACCCCGAAACGCCUCAGGAUGUCAAGGACCAGCUGGUCGCCAGACUCGAGCCCUUCAACGUGAUUUCCACAAUGCGCGAACGCACGCCCUUCCCGCGCGAGCUUAUCGCCCGCCUGCCCAACCUCAAGCUGCUGCUCACAACUGGUAACCGCAAUCUCGCCCUGGACCUGCCGGCCUUCCAGGAACGCGGCAUCCCCGUGGCCGGCGCCGUCGGCGGCUCCGACAGCACUACCGAGCACUGCGUCGCGCUGAUCCUCGCGGCGGCGCGCAACGUUGCCCAGGACGACCUGUCGGUCAAGACGGGCGGGUGGCAGACCGUUCCCACGGUCAGUCUCAGCGGCAAGUUGUUUGGGACGGUCGGGCUGGGCAGGUUGGGGAUGGCGGUGGCGCGGAUCAUGGCCGUUGCGUUUGGGAUGCGGGUUAUUGCGUGGAGCGAGAACCUGACGCAGGAGCGGGCGGAUGAGCAGGCGACGAAGGCGGGUCUGCCGGUGGAGGGCAAAGAUGGGGAGAAGACGUUUCGGGUGGUGAGCAAGGAGGAGUUGUUUCGGACGGCGGAUGUGGUGAGCGUGCACCUGGUGCUGUCGGAUCGGUCGAGGGGCGGAAUUGCGGCGCGGGAACUCGAGAUGAUGAAGUCGACGGCGAUUCUUGUGAAUACCUCGCGGGGACCGCUCGUAGUCGAGAAGGACUUGCUGGAUGCGCUCGAGAAGGGCAAGAUCAGGGCGGCGGCGCUGGACGUGUUUGACCUGGAGCCGUUGCCGCUGGACAGCCGGUGGAGGACGACGAAAUGGGGGCAAGAUGGGCGCAGUCGGGUACUUCUGACACCGCACAUGGGAUAUGUGGAGGAGGCGACGCUGGAUGCCUGGUACGACGAGCAGAUCAAAAAUCUGCAGCGGUGGGAGGGGGGAGAAGAGCUGGCCCAGAGCCUGUACUGA
This is a messenger RNA of Parathielavia appendiculata, 1059 nucleotides long. RefSeq lists its product as uncharacterized. The transcript has 3 exons. The record is from RefSeq and is a predicted model, not a curated record. Gene Ontology annotation, molecular function: NAD binding; oxidoreductase activity, acting on the CH-OH group of donors, NAD or NADP as acceptor. The coding region runs from base 1 to 1059 and encodes 352 amino acids. NCBI's taxonomy places the organism in Eukaryota, Fungi, Ascomycota, Sordariomycetes, Sordariales, Chaetomiaceae.